Messenger RNA from Fusarium pseudograminearum CS3096, 975 nucleotides. RefSeq lists its product as uncharacterized. The coding region runs from base 1 to 975 and encodes 324 amino acids. The transcript has a single exon. The record is from RefSeq and is a predicted model, not a curated record. NCBI's taxonomy places the organism in Eukaryota, Fungi, Ascomycota, Sordariomycetes, Hypocreales, Nectriaceae. Gene Ontology annotation, molecular function: 1-alkyl-2-acetylglycerophosphocholine esterase activity.
AUGGAAUUUCCCAACACUCCUCUCAUCGGCGGUGCAGCUGACAUCCCAGUCAACUCCCCCACUCCCAUCAUGUCUUUCACGCCUGUUACCCUCCCUGCCCAAGACCGCAGAGUCCCUCUCGAUAUCAAGAUCACGGCCCCUGCCACUGGCUCAAACCUCCCCAUCAUCCUCCUCUCCCACGGUCAUGGCCCAAGCAACUACUUGUCCUCGCUCAAAGGAUAUGGGCCCAUCGUUGAUUGGUGGGCUAGCCACGGCUUUGUAGUAAUCCAACCAACCCACCUAAGCUCCAGACAGUUAGGCUACCAACUCUCCGGCGAGAACAUCAGGGAGCUCUUCAUGGAUGAGCGAGUCAAGGAUAUGCACCGAAUUCUUGACAACCUUGACACUAUUGAGGAAACCGUGUCUUUCAUCAAGGGUCGCCUUGACAGAGACAGAAUUGUUGUCGCGGGUCACUCUCUUGGAUCGUUGACGGCCAACAUUCUCCUCGGCGCUGUCAACACUGAUCCUCGCGACGGCGAAAAGAUGCAACUUGCAGAUUCCCGUAUCAAAGCCGGUUUCAUCAUGGGCGCUCUUGGUAACGGAACCACCGAUAUGUCUGAAGCAGGUUCCACCAUGAUGCCAUUUUACAACAUCGACUUCUCCAACAUGAAGACACCUUGCCUUGUGGCGUGGGGAGACUCGGAUGUGAGCCCUCACUUGACAUCCCGUGGCGCAGACUGGCACGCAGACCCCUACACAGAGUCGCCAAGCCCCAAAGCCUCUUGGGAGAUCAAAGGUGGAAAGCACGGAUUUGGUGGUGUCAGCGGCUGGGAUGCGCUUGAGUGCCAGGAUGAGAGUGCUGAGAGACUUGCAGCUGUUCAAAGAGUCAGUUGGUCGUUUUUUAGAAGUCAGCUGUAUCCUGGCGAUGAUUCUUGGGAAAAGGCAAAGAAGGCUAUUGGACAACACGCAGAGAUUGGAAAGAUUGAAGAGAAGUAA